Molecule: messenger RNA, 870 nt
Organism: Paramecium sonneborni
Lineage: Eukaryota; Ciliophora; Oligohymenophorea; Peniculida; Parameciidae
Source: the annotation of a GenBank genome assembly
UUUUAAUAAAAUAUUUAGAAAGAAACUUGAUGAAAGAGUCAAAACUUAUUGAAAACAUCUAAAUGAAACUAAAAAACAUUUAAAGUUUAAGGAAGAUAGAUGAAGGUCUUUAAGCAAAUGUAUAGAUUAAUAAUAUUUAGAUUUAUGAGUUGCCAUAUAAAGACUUUAAAUAUGCUAUCAAAAUAUUCAAGGAGACAACAUCUUUAGAUGAAAGAAUAGGGGAGAUUUAAGCUAGCUAAUAAAUUAAGAGUAAAUAUAUUAUAGUUUAUGUUUGGUAAUAUUAUAUUUUAACAUUAUUUUAGUCAUGAUUAAGAAUAACUUGGUUGGAUCUUAUAUGAAAAAUUUGGCGACUUUAAUCUCCAAAAAUAUCUUCAAUUUUACAAACUAGAGAAUUAUCACGUUAACUUUAUUUUUACUCAAUUAAUUGAAGGAUAUAAUGAUAUCAUCUAAUCUGGAUUUUAUCACUGCGAUUUAAAGACUGCCAAUAUACUAGUGGAUUCUUCUACCCUCUAAAUAUAAAUCUGCGAUUUAGGAUUUGCAAAAUAAAUAAACUAAAACAUCAAAAGCAGAAGAGGUUCAAGAGGAUAUUUUGCCCCAGAAUUUUUCUAGAAAGAAAUAAUCAACAUGGAUGAAAAAACAGAAAUCUAUGCUUUAGGAGUAAUAUUAUAUUAACUUUUAACAAAUGAAUUUCCUUAUACGAAUCAAAUUAAUUGUUUAAAAUGGAUAUAAAUCACAAAAAGCAAUUGGAAGGAUUUUUGGAAAAAUAAAAAAGUUUCAUAAUUGUAUAAAGAUAUACUUUAAAGCAUUUUUGAGAUGGAUCCAAAUAAGAGAUGCAAUUUGUGUUAUUUAUAAAGCAUAUUUCAUUUUUGA